Messenger RNA from Radiomyces spectabilis, 630 nucleotides. RefSeq names its product immunoglobulin E-set. Gene Ontology annotation, biological process: signal transduction. Gene Ontology annotation, molecular function: protein kinase binding. Gene Ontology annotation, cellular component: nucleus; nucleotide-activated protein kinase complex; cytoplasm. The transcript has 3 exons. The record is from RefSeq and is a predicted model, not a curated record. The annotation marks the transcript as partial. NCBI's taxonomy places the organism in Eukaryota, Fungi, Mucoromycota, Mucoromycetes, Mucorales, Radiomycetaceae.
GUACCGACUAUUAUUACUUGGACACAAGGAGGACAAAAUGUAUACGUAACGGGAACAUUCAAUGGUUGGAAGCACAAGAUCAAGCUUGUUAAAAGCACGCAGGAUUUUAGUGCGGUGCUGGAUCUGCCACCAGGGACUCAUCGGUUAAAGUUUAUUGUGGAUGAUGAAUGGAAAUGUUCCAACGAUAUGGAAACGGCAACGGAUCCGGAAGGCAAUUUGGUCAACUAUCUUCAAGUGGAAGAUGAAGAGGUGGACGGAGAUCUUUGCAACGCGACAGAAGAAGGGUCUGGAUCUGGCGCUUCUACACCAACUGAAGAAUACACAUCACGAAUCCCCGAUGAGCUGUUAGCAUUUGCCUCUACCAUGUCGUCCGCCGACAGCGUCAAUGCUGCCCAGCGCGCUGCCAUGGAAUGGGAUCGACGUCAUGCUCAACCGCCUGCGCUCCCACCGCACCUGGAAAAAGUAUUACUCAACUCCCAAGCCCUCAGUGAAGAAGACAACUCGGUUUUACCCGAGCCGAAUCAUGUCACCCUCAACCAUCUCUAUGCAUGCUCCAUCAAAGAUAAUGUCAUGGCGCUUUCCACAACCACACGAUACCGGAAAAAGGUGAGUUUCGAGAUUGAUCUGUGA